Messenger RNA from Camellia sinensis, 1137 nucleotides. The record is from RefSeq and is a predicted model, not a curated record. Lineage: Eukaryota; Viridiplantae; Streptophyta; Magnoliopsida; Ericales; Theaceae.
ACUCCCCAAAACAGCUCCUUGCUAGAGCUUCCGGAUUCCAAUUGUGAGAAGAGAGAGAGAGAGAGAGAGAGAGGAGAGAGUUGCACAGCAGCGAUAAGUCGAGAACAAAAAAACAUAGAGAUAGCAAAGAGUGAUGGUGGGGGAGAUGUCAAAAGGACUAGUGGCGACUCAGACACAGAACCCAGUAGCUCAAUUGCAAGCCAAGUUCAAGGAAUUGGAGGCAGGGUUCAAGGCAUGGUUGGCCAAGCAGUCGUUGCCAGUGGAGGCCGCCGUCGUCACCGCCACCAGCGCCGCCCAGGGUGCCGCCAUAGGUGCUUUCAUGGGCACCCUCACCAACGACGUCUCUUCUUCUUUCCCCACUCCUCCUCCUAAUGCUGCCUCUAUGAAUCCCCAAGCCAUGGCCUCUCUCCAGCAAGCCCAGGCCCUCGCAGGGGGUCCCUUUGUACAAGCACGCAAUUUUGCUGUCAUGACAGGUGUCAAUGCCGGUAUAUCAUGUGUCAUGAAAAGAAUAAGAGGGAAGGAGGAUGUGCAGUCUAGUAUGGUGGCAGCUUUUGGUUCUGGAGCCAUGUUUUCAUUGGUGAGUGGCUUGGGUGGCCCGAACCAGGCAGCCAAUGUAGUCACAUCUGGCCUCUUCUUUGCACUUGUUCAGGGUGGACUUUUCAAGCUAGGGGAGAAGUUUUCUCAACCACCAGUUGAAGAUGUGCUCUACGUGAAAACGAGAAGCAUGUUAACCAACCUUGGCCUCCAGAAUUAUGAAAAGAAUUUCAAGAAAGGCUUGUUAACCGACACCACUUUGCCUUUGCUCACCGAUAGUGCUCUUAGAGAUGUCAAAAUCCCUCCUGGACCUAGGCUUCUCAUUCUCGAUCACAUCCAGAGGGAGCCUGAGCUGAGAGGAAGUCGAGGCAGAAACUAAUUUGCUGCAUUGAACCGGGUGGUUACAAAAGAAAUAUUUCAUUUAUCAGGGAGAGCUUUUUAUGUUUUGAGAUUUUUGUCUCAGUUGUCGUAUUAAAAUUCCAGUUACCGUUAUGUGCUUUUUUAGAAACUUUAAAGACAGUUUGUUGUAGCUUUAUAUUGAGCUUCUGCAUAAUUUAAAUAGCCAUGGCGCCAUAAGUGUUGUCAAUGUUGGAAUGUGGAAAA